Setaria italica (foxtail millet) is the source of this 1784-nucleotide messenger RNA. Its product is annotated as WAT1-related protein At4g30420-like. Gene Ontology annotation, molecular function: transmembrane transporter activity. NCBI's taxonomy places the organism in Eukaryota, Viridiplantae, Streptophyta, Magnoliopsida, Poales, Poaceae. The record is from RefSeq and is a predicted model, not a curated record. Gene Ontology annotation, cellular component: plasma membrane.
UGCCAGAUCCAGCCACUGAGCGAAACCAACCUGCAGCGCCCACCGCCCAGCGUGUGUUGCAACUGUAGCCGCCAUGGAUGAGUACAAGCCGUUCGCGGCCAUGGUGGUGAUGCAGUGCAUCUACGUGGCCCUGGCGCUGUGGUCCAAGGCGGCAUUCACCGGCGGCAAGCCCCUAGUGUUCGUCAUCUACAGGCAGGCUGUCACCACCGUCGUCCUCAUCCCUAUCGUUAUUGUCGCUGCCAGGAAGAAGAUGACGGAGACGAUGACGGGCCUUGGAAUCGUAGGAUUCUCGUCGUUGGUCUUCAUCGCGUCUCUUAUCGGGGCAACGGUGAAUCAGUGUCUGUACUACCAAGGGGUGCAUCUGGGUUCGUCAUCCAUGGCGACGGCCAUGACCAACUUGAUUCCUGCCAUCACCUUCGUCAUGGCAGCAUCAGUCGGCCUUGAGAAGGUGGAAGCGAGGAGACCGAGGAGCCUGGCCAAGAUAUUCGGCACGUGCGUCUGCGUCGGCGGCGCCAUGGCCAUGGCCUUCUUCAAGGGCCCGAAGCUGCUCGGCGACCUGCAGGUUCUUCUCCACUUGCCGGCGGGAAGCAACAGGUGUGUGGUGGGCGCGCUGUUCCUCGUGGGCAGCAGCUCCUGCUCGUCGCUCUGGCUCAUCCUGCAGGUGCCCAUCUGCAAGUCCUACGUGGACCCUCUGGCGCUGUCGGCGUGGAUGUGCCUCCUGUCCACGCUGCAGUACGCGCUCUUCCUCCAGCCGGACCCGGCCGCCUGGCGGACCCACUCGCUCUUCGAGCUCUCCUGCUACCUCUUCUCGGGCGUGUUCGGGUCGGGCGUGACGUUCUACCUGCAGUCGUGGUGCAUCUCGGUGAGGGGCCCGCUCUACUCGGCCAUGUUCAACCCGCUCUGCACCGUCAUCACCACCGUGUUCGCGGCGGUCGUGCUCCGGGAAGAGCUGCACGUCGGCAGCUUGUUGGGGGCGUUCGCCGUCAUCGCGGGGUUGUACGUCGUGCUGUGGGGCAAGGCGGGCGACGGGGUCAAGAGAGGGAGGGAGCCGGAGCAAGCGGACGAUCUGGAGAAGACGAUGACCCGGUCGGAUUCGAUGCUCGACGCCGGCAACGGCAUCGUCGAGCCGCUCCUGCUGGCGGACGCCGCCGGUCCAGUGGAGAAGUAGAGAUGCCCUGUCUCAAGGAUCACCACACGGUUGCGUCAGCAGAUUCGGGGUGAUUGUACCAUUGGUGCAGUGCGGUGCACUCCCAUUUUUUGUCAUGGAGUUUGGGUGGUCACGUUUGACCUGCAUGCUUAUCAAAAUGUGCCGAGCCGCUUAGGGGCGGACCCAGAGAUGGUCCAGGCCCGGGCUGCUGCAGGGGAACUAGGCUAGCGCUAGCUUCUUGUGCCUUUUAUUUGCCUUGAGCUGAGAUCUAGCCUACAUAGUCAUACGGACGAUCUUGGGAUGGACCUGGGAUGCAGCCCCCAGCCCGGAUCCUAGAUCCGCUCCUUCGCCGCCCGCCACCGGCCCACCGCCGCGGCGUCCACGUUGACUGUCCACUCCAGAGCAGCUUUGUGGCAUUCGUGCGUGCUAUGGCGUGUUUGGGUCUGUAGCGUUUGGGCCUACUACUACUAGCGGCUGACAUCACAAGCCUAGCAUACCUUCCCUAGCUCACAAAAAGGACGCCUGUCAGCCCGUGUGGUCCGAUCAAUAUCAGGGCGACCUUUCAAACUAGGUCAAGAGCUUGAGCUACUGGAUUAAGCUCGGCUUGUUGACACAUGGUUUAUAAUAUUUUUGGAAA